Messenger RNA from Adineta steineri, 351 nucleotides. NCBI's taxonomy places the organism in Eukaryota, Metazoa, Rotifera, Eurotatoria, Adinetida, Adinetidae. The record is from the annotation of a GenBank genome assembly.
AUGGGUGGACCACAAUAUGAUAGAAAUUUUGGUGGUUAUCGCGUAUUUUGUGGUGAUCUUGGAAGUCGUACAAAUAAAUUUGAAUUAGAAAAAGAAUUCGAUUCCUUUGGUCCACUUGUUGAUUGCUGGGUAGCACGCAAUCCACCUGGUUUUGCUUUCAUUGUUUAUAAACAUGCUGAAGAUGCUGAACGUGCCGUUGAAGAACUUGACGGACGAACUAUUUGUGGUCGUCGAGUACGUGUAGAACAUGCUCGACCAACAGGAAAUAAGAAAGGUGCAUCAUUUGGUCGUGGAUAUUUACGCCAACGAUCACCAGGAUAUCGCGUUGUUGCUGCCUCUGUUCAUCCAUGA